GCAGGAUUGAACCUCAGUGGACAUCAGUCUUCAGUCUGAGUUUGGAGGACGUGGCCUCAGGUGUCCUGGGUGCUUUUCAGAGCUGUUCUCUGCGCCGACCCUCAGAUCUCCUCUGUGCUGCAGAACGGUUCCGGCAAUGUGCACAGAAAAUACUUGUGAUGCGGCUGUGACGUGCACGGCCCUCUGGGACAUCACUGUCGCCUUUCCCAUGAUUCUCUGAGCUACAGAGGUGCUUCAGGUUAACACAGAUGGAUGCGGGUGCAAACAAGCUGACAGCGGGAGGCUGAGGAUGAGCCUCUUGUGGUGAGGCUGAGACACAAGAGUCCCACAUCAACACUCACUCAGAACAUCCAGACAGACUAACUAGAAGGACCAAUGACUCUGUCAUCCUUAACCAACCCUCCUGAGUGGAGUCUGUGUUCUGCUCUUUGGAUCUUCUUCAUACUCAUUCCUGAAUCUACAGCUGACCUUAACUCUACUGCUCCACGCAACGGCGGAGGUUCCCAAUGUGGGGAAUACACUAACCAGAUCCUGGAGAACGGGAUGUGCCGCCUGGUGGCCACGCUGCCUCAGCUGAAUGAGCAAAGAUGCCCGGAUAUGUUCCGCUGCACAGAGGAGGUUUCCUACUGGCUGAAUGAAAAUGAGGAGAGGAAACAACAGAUCAUAACUCUGAGGGAAACUAUCUCUGCCCUGCAGGAGGAGCUGCGCAACCACCGGCACCGCAUCAAGGUUCUUGAGCUGCAGAGUGAAGACAGGAACCAUCUCAACACGACCUUGGAGGCUCGUUUUCAUGACUUGGAGGUGUACUAUGCAGAAGCUACCACUUUGCUGCACCUACAGGGAACUCUGAUCCUAGACCUCCAGAACCAAGUUCAUAAUCUGACACAUCUGGUGGAAAAAGUGAAAACAAACCCUGGUUGUCUCAACAUGGUCCAUCCCAACCCUCUCAUGAAUGCUGAACAAGGCUCACGCUCAGAAAUUCACCAUCUCAGAAACUGUCCAGUCGACUGUGCUUCCAUCUACCUCACCGGUGUGAGGAGAUCCGGUCUGUACACCGUAGUGCCAUUACUGGCAAAUAUCCCCGUGGAGGUUUACUGUGACAUGGACACGGACGGUGGUGGAUGGACCGUGAUCCAGCGUCGACUUGACGGCUCUGUGAAUUUUGACCGGAGCUGGAGGGACUACAGGGAUGGUUUUGGUGACCUGCACUCUGAGUUCUGGCUCGGAAAUGACCACAUACAUGACCUGAGCACACAGGGAAACUACAGCCUCCGCAUCGACCUGCACGACUGGAGCAAGAAGCAUAAACACGCCCUCUACCACAGCUUCCGGGUUGAAGAUGAAGACCACCUGUACCAUCUCCACGUGUCGGGCUUCAGUGGCACCGUGCAGGACUCUUUCAGCUGGUACCAUGACAACCACGCCUUCAGUACACCAGACAGCGGAAACAUCUGUGCUGAGAUUUCUCGUGGAGGAUGGUGGUACAACCAGUGCUUCUAUGCCCAUCUGAAUGGGGUUUACUACAGGGGAGGCCAUUACACCCCUAAAGGCCACGGCGUCUUGGGUCCUGAUGGCAUCGUUUGGUACUCAUGGAGAGACACAGACUAUUACUCUCUACGGAAAGUCAGCAUGAUGAUCCGCCCACACUCCUUCCGAAAGCAUUCCUCUCCGUAAACCACCAUCAUGACUGAUACAGCGGUAAAGGGUGGCAUGUAUCUCAGGAACACACUGACUGGCCUAAGGAGAAAUGGUGCAACGUUUUGUGGACUGAUGAAAGCAAGAUUGUUCUUUUUGAGUCUAUAGAGGCCACAGGCAGUUUGUCAGACCACCCCCCAAAACUGAAUUCAAGCCAUAGUACACUGUGAAGACAGUGAACCAUGGUGGAACAAGCAUCAUGGGGAUGUUUCUCAUACUCUGGUUUCGGGUCAAUUUAUGGCUUACCAGGGAUCAUGAAUCAGUUUGAAGCAAUCCAAAUACUUGAAGAGGUCAUGUUGCCUUAUGCUAAAGAGGAAAUGUCCUUGAAAUUGGUGUUUCAAUAAGACAACGACCCCAAAUACACCAGCAAGUAAGCAGCAUCUUGGUUCCAGACCAACAAGAUCAAAGUUAUGGAGUGGCCAGUCCAAUCCCAGGACCUUAACU
Thalassophryne amazonica is the source of this 2139-nucleotide messenger RNA. RefSeq names its product fibrinogen-like protein 1. The coding region runs from base 376 to 1674 and encodes 432 amino acids. Lineage: Eukaryota; Metazoa; Chordata; Actinopteri; Batrachoidiformes; Batrachoididae. The transcript has 9 exons. The record is from RefSeq and is a predicted model, not a curated record.